Molecule: messenger RNA, 2679 nt
Organism: Frieseomelitta varia
Lineage: Eukaryota; Metazoa; Arthropoda; Insecta; Hymenoptera; Apidae
Product: transcription factor SOX-10-like
Exons: 5
Coding region: 1032-2069 (345 amino acids)
Biological process (GO): regulation of transcription by RNA polymerase II
Cellular component (GO): nucleus
Molecular function (GO): DNA-binding transcription factor activity, RNA polymerase II-specific; RNA polymerase II cis-regulatory region sequence-specific DNA binding
Source: RefSeq, a predicted model, not a curated record
UGUUUGCUUGAGAAGAAGAAUCAGCGGAAAGCCGACGCAAAAGUCGGUUUUCAGGCACGUGAAACGCCCGACAAGCCGCGAAAAAGUUCUAAUUCGGUCGAACAAUGGAAUCGUGGUUGGGAAUUCCAGAACGAAGCGAAUUUCGUUUCGCGACUGAUUGCCGAACACGCAGGAUGAACGCGUGAAGGAUCCGCGAGAGGUCGAGGAGUCAGAGCCGAGAAGAGGAACAGAAAAGGAACAAGAUCCUAGAUAUCCCCCACCAGACGUAGAGGUGGUCCACGGAACCGCCUCCGCGAUCUACCAUCCAACGUUUGGUGCGUGUGCCAGACGUGUGCUCGUCGUUUCUGCCUCUUUCGUACGGACCAACCUGUGCGGUGCUCGCUGAAUGAACCUUCACGGUCCUCGUCGAUCCGUGUUCGUCUUUCUUCUCUUCUAGUCAGUCCGUCAGUCAGUCGGUCGGUUAUCGGACUUUCCUUCAACCGUCGUCAUCGCGAGUGCUGUUCCUCACGACGUCUUUUCUUUUCCCCUUUCGUCGACAUCGACGAGAGAACUACCACAAAUUGGAGUCUUGGGAAAGUUGAAAUUCGCGACGUUGCGACUCCAGUGCGAGCCAAUUGCAGAGGAGAGGAAUCAAUCGAGCCGUGAACGUGCCGAAACGCGUGAACGCGAUGUUUAUCGAGUGAGAUAAGAGGAGGAAAGGGUCUGUCGUUGAACGAGCGGCGGAAAUCGAUGCGACGCCGAUACGCGAGCCACGAGGAAGUAGAAGGGUCGCUUUAUGAUAAAUCACGAAACGAUAAUCUCGGAUUAAUUGUCCAGCUUUCUUCUCGUUCGCUUUCCUUCCUGGUUUCUUUGCGAUGCCCCUCUCGACGCGUUUUACGUCGUGAAGGUAGAACAGAGUGCACGGGAUAAAGCGGCGGACAGAUCGACGAGCUCGAUGUUUCAUUGUCAGUGAAAUUCGUUUGCUCGCGAGCGAACGCGACCGAUCGUGUUUUUACCAGGAAGAAGAGAGACGAGAAGUAACAUCUAGGAAGAUGGAAGCUCACCAAGAUAGCGGCUUAUCGUCUGCUGCGACGGAAACGGAAGCUGGACCGUCGAGCAGCGAACAAUGCAGCAACGAGCAAUGCACCAGUUCCUUAGACGAUGCGGUGGGCAAGCUACUUCAAGGCUACGACUGGACCUUGCUCCCGGUAACUUCUCGCGCAGGAGGACGAAGAAGCGCUCACGUAAAACGUCCAAUGAAUGCUUUUAUGGUUUGGGCUCAAGCGGCCAGACGUAGAUUGGCGGACCAAUAUCCACAACUUCACAAUGCCGAACUUUCGAAAACAUUAGGAAAACUGUGGAGAAUUCUAAGCGACGGUGAGAAACAGCCGUUCAUAGAGGAAGCUGAGAGGCUGAGGAACGCGCACAAAAAGCAACAUCCGCAUUACAAGUACCAACCGCGUCGACGAAAACCGAAAACCGAGGAACAGAUGGGCAUCGUGAUGCAUCGGGCUACCCUGUCCUCUCCAGGCACGUCGGUGGACUCGACCAAUUCAUCCGACUGCACCUAUCCUCGCCUGUACCCAGACACCGGGAUCAAAACGUACGACAGGCCAACUUAUCACGAUAGCAAAGCCAGCUACGAUCUCUCGAGAUCGGCCUGGACCACCGAAUCCGGCAAAUACCCGGCCGAUCAUUCGAUCGUAGAAAGUAAACCGUACGACGCUAUGAGAUACGAAUCGAACGUAGCAACGAAAAGCUACGUGGACGCGAAGUGCUACGAAACGGUCAAGUAUCACGAGGUAUCCGCCGCCGCGAAAUACCACGAGACGAUUCCAAAGUAUUCCGAGUUACAGGCAAAGCCUUACGAUCUGCCCAAAUACCCGGAGAAUCCCCUAAAAUAUCCCACGGACGUUACCAGCCCGAGCAAAUCGUACGCGUGCGUACACAGCCAGUAUUACUCCGCUCCCGAAGGAUACACCGUGCACGAAGAAAACGAGUAUCAAACGCAAGGAGUCUCGACCCACUCCUUUUAUCCAUAUAUUUCCGCGUCCAUGACGCAACCCCCAUACUACAUGGGUCCUCGAUAAAUCAGUCUCAAAGAAAAAAAAAAAAAAAAAAAGAAAAAGAUGCGUUUCAUUCAGGGACCAAAGAUAAUAGUUUUUUCUUUUUUUUCAAUCUUCAUGAAAACAAGUCGCUAGUUAAUCUUUGUUCAAAGAGACUUUUUCGGAAACUUAAAUGACCGAAGAAUGGUAAUUUUAAUGACUACUUACGAAUGAUUAAAAUUUUUUUUAUUAUCAGCAACCUUCUAGUCAUCGGUGGUGAAGAUACUUUUUGCUUACUUUAGACGAAUGUCUAGUAAUAAUUCAACAAUUUUUAUUAAAAUUAUAAUUAGAAGGAAAUCAUUUUCACCGCCAAUGAUUAUCAGUAACGAAAAAAAAAAUCUCAAUUAUUUAUAAUAAUUAUUCUUAACCAAAUUCGUUUAAAUUAAAAUUAAAAUAUGAAUGUUUAUAGUAUAAUUUCUUUAAUUUGAAUUAUAACAGUUGUGGUCCCUGGUUUUAUUCGUUUGCGUAAUUUUGCACCGGAAAUAGGAGUGUGUGGGCAUCGAUAGUUUGUUAGCCUGCUUAGUAUUGUUUUUCUUUCCUUUGCUAUUUAUUCUUUAGCAACAACUCUUGUGAUUAAAUAAACAGAUAAAUAUCU